This is a messenger RNA of Gadus morhua (Atlantic cod), 3712 nucleotides long. RefSeq names its product SH2B adaptor protein 1 (gene sh2b1). Gene Ontology annotation, cellular component: plasma membrane. The record is from RefSeq and is a predicted model, not a curated record. The transcript has 11 exons. Lineage: Eukaryota; Metazoa; Chordata; Actinopteri; Gadiformes; Gadidae. Gene Ontology annotation, biological process: intracellular signal transduction. The coding region runs from base 908 to 3565 and encodes 885 amino acids. Gene Ontology annotation, molecular function: transmembrane receptor protein tyrosine kinase adaptor activity.
GUUAGUAUGACUGUUUAGUGGUUAGGGUGUUUGACUCCCAGGCGAAAGGUUCUUGGUUCAAAACCCAAAGUCAACAGUCUACGCGUACCCAUCAUGAUCCGCAAAUUGCUAGUUAAUGACUUGUAUCUGAAAAGACAAUGACUGUAAAUUACUUUCGAUAAAAGUGUCCACUAAAUAAAUGGUAAAUUAAUAAUAAAUGAUGUCUGCAAAAAUGAAUCUCAGGUCAUAUCUGACGUCAUCUGUCACGGCCGCAACGCGAGAAUAACAGACCCCCUCACUGUACUCUCGCGAUAGGAGGAGGACCAGCGCGAGAAGAACGGACACAGGCAAGGCACAGCAAUAUUCAUAUUUAGCAACAACAACAAGCAUUAUUAAUUGAUUAUUUGCGUUAACUAUGACGAAGACGGAGAAAAUAGUGUUGCAAUCUCACUGAAACAACAUAUUGGAGUUAGAGGAAAUACGAUAUACAGCGGGGUCCCAUCACUCGGUCACAAUGGCUGUAUCUCUACUGCGUGUGUGUGGUCAUCUGUAAAGACAGUGUCUGCCUUGUUAUCCCAUCUCACGUAUCUCUCGUCCACUCCCUUACUCCCUUAUAACAGACAACUAUUUAUAUUAAAACUAUACUCCUAUUUUAGAAGAUAAUGUAGCACGGAGCCUUCCCUUGUAGAAACCUGGGCCUCUACAAACGCCUGUCGUUGGGCUGUGUUGCGGUGCAUUCUAACAAUUCAACUUUAAAUGGAAAUGAAGGCAACACUAAAGAUCACACCCACGUGCAAAUUACUAGACCGAUGUGCAGUGUUUACCCCUGUUCCCCUGGCCCAGCUGUGCAAGCCCUCUGCACUGUCCUCGCCGGUCUGAAGUGAUUGGAUCCUUCCUUGUUCAAUCACAGACCCCGGCCAAUCGGAGCAUGAACGGCUCACUCCUGACCCCGCCCAGCCCUAGGGCAGCCAGCUCCUCCCCCCUGCCUCCUUCCCCAUCCCCUUCCCCUCCCUCCCCCUCUCUCCUCCCCCUCUCCUCCAGACCCCCUCCUCUGCCCCCGCUCAUCAGCCCGCCCCCCCAGGGCCCCACCUCCUCGUUGUCCGACACCCCCACGCCCUCCCCCUCCCCUUGUCUCAGCUGGACCGAGUUCUGCGAGCUCCACGCCCGCGUCGCCGCCGGCGACUUCGCCCGCCACUUUCGGGCGUUCCUCCAGGAGAACCCGCACUACUCCCCCGACGCGGCCGGGGCCUUCUGCCGCCGCUUCACGGACCGCUUCGUCCGCCACUUCCAGAGCGAGUUGGAGGGGACCGGCCCGCCCAACUGCGUCUCUGGCAGGGAGGACAUGGGGAGCUGGGCUCCCCAGAUAGACCCCCCCUCCCUGGAGGAGGAGGUCGUCUGCCUGCUUCCCCCGCCCGGGGGCCUGCCACGGCCCGGGGCCCCCGGGGGCCUUCCGCGGCCCGGGGCCAAGCAACCCCCGGCCCGGCUGGUGCUGGAGCACCGCGGAGGCGACCGCUUCCAGGACUCGUACGCCCACACCCAGAUGCUCCCUCCCUCCUCCUCUUCCUCCUGCUCCUCCUCUGUGGGCGGGAACAACGGGCGACGGGAGGAGAGGGGAGGCGUGGCGGCUGGGAGCGAGGAGGCCCCGGUAGAGGAGGAGGAGGAGGAGGAGGAGGAAGAGGAGGACAGCUGGCUGGGCGGGGUGCCCGUCGGCGAGGACGGAGAACAUCCGGAGGAGAGGGAGGCGGAGUCUGCGGAGGACCACGCUGACUCCUCCCUCUCCUCUCAGAACCCUCCCCCCUUCUCCUCGACCACGCCCCCUCCGGGCUCCAAGGGCAACGGCACGCCGAGUGGGUCCAAGGGCAAGCUGAAGAAGCGCUUCUCGCUGCGCAGCGUGGGCCGGAGCGUGCGCGGCAGCGUCCGCGGCAUCCUCCACUGGCGGAGCUCCUCCGGCGACGCCCCCCAGAGCCCCCUCCCCUCCAGCUACAGCUACACCAUGGGGGUCCACGACGCGGCCCCCUCCUCCGCCAAACGGACCUCCGGCACGCAGCCGCCCACCCCGACCUCCUCCAUGCCGGUCUCCCUCUCCCUGCCGCUGUCCCUGCCCCACUCCUCCUCCUCCUCCCUGCCCCCCUCCUCCUCCAGCAGCGCCACCUCCCUCUCCCUCUCCGAGGCGGCCCGCGACCGCCGCCGCAGCAACGGCGAGGGCGGGGAGAAGGAGAAGUGGAGCCACCGGCUGGACAAGCUGAGGCUGUCCCGCUCGCCACCGCCCUCCAUGGGCCUCCCCGGCUCCGCGUCCCUGCCCCCCAGCAGCGCGGGGGCCUCGUCCCUGGGGGCCUCGGCCCUGGGCCCCAGCCGGCGGGCGGGCCGGCUGGUGAGGGAGGGCGGGGUCAGCGUCAGCACCACCAGCGACGAGUUGCUGGGGAGCCACGGCUUCCCGGGCUUCUCCUUCGGCCUGCUGCACCACUCGGCUGCCGUCGCCGAUGGCAACGGGGCCUCGGGCCAGGCCGCGCCCGCGCCGGCCCUGACCAGCGGAGGGGGGGUGCCCUGGCGCGGCGGACGCUGGCACAAGUGUCGGCUGGUCCUGAAGGAGAGGGAGAAGGAGGGGGCAGAGCGGGGCGAGGAGUACUACCUGGAGUUUUUCAUCCCGCCCAAGGCCUCUAAGCCCAGGGUGACGGUGGCCUGCUGCUCCAUGGUGGACGUGAGGAGCACCACUGCCCUGGAGGUCCCAGACAAGGAGAACACCUUCCUCCUGCAGCUGGAGGGGGCGGUGCAGUAUGUGAUCGAGACGCGGGACGCCGUGCAGAUGAGGGCGUGGCUUAGUGACAUCAGGAACGGCAUCUGUCUGAGUGAGCAGGAUGAGGGAGAGGGCCGGUGCGGGGCCCAUCUGGACAUCAGCGGCACGCCCGAGUUCGGCGACCGCCUGUCUCAAGUGUGUUAUGGAGGGAUCGGAGGCUCCUCCCCUUUAAUGGAGCCCCUCCCGCCUGAGCUGCCUCCCCGAGCUCCCCUCGACGAACCAGACGGCCGCCUCCUCGGAGGGGGCGGGGCUAGCCUUGGAACGCCCUUCGCAGAGACUCCCGACGCCACAGGCUCCUUCCUGUUCUCCGAGGUCACUUCCUCUGAGACGGUGGAGCACCCUUUGAGCGAGUGCCAGUGGUUCCACGGGACCUUGUCGCGUCUGAAGGCGGCCCAGCUGGUGCUGGCCGGGGGUCUGGCCAGCCACGGGGUCUUCCUGGUGCGCCAGAGUGAGACGCGUCGCGGGGAGUACGUCCUCACCUUCAACUUCCAGGGCAAGGCCAAGCACCUGCGUCUAUCCCUGAACGAGGACGGCCAGUGCCGGGUGCAGCACCUGUGGUUUCAGUCCAUCUUCGACAUGCUGGAGCACUUCCGGGUUCACCCCAUCCCCCUGGAGUCCGGGGGGGCCUCCGACGUCACACUCAUCAGCUUUGUAGGAGCUACCGCCGUCAGACAGCCAGGCCGGGACAGGGCUGGCAGCCGGCCAACAGUUUGUGAGGUCAUCAGCACUCGUCAUCCUGACUCUCCAUCAACCCCCAUCUCUGACUGUGUACUUGACCAGCAGACCCCGUAGCCCCCCCCAGCCCCCCCCUCCCCCGCUGCCCCCCGGUCGGCCCCCGCCCCCCACUCCCCCGCAGGAGCGAGGGAGUGAAGGAGAGCUGGCAGGAGGUGUGGGACCAGGAGGUCCAGCAGCAGCAGGAGGAGGAGCAGCAGCAGCAGC